AUGGCCCCAGCGACUGUAAUCGAAAGCAAAUCCGCCAACUGGGAACACGACCCUCUCGGGGGAUUUUCCGAGGACGACUUCCUUCGAUUUCGCAUCCACGGUGUUGCGGCCCAAGCCCAUCUGGAGUACCUAGUUUCCAAAGCCGAAGGUGAAAUCGAAGCCUGGAACAAUUGGAUCAACACAAAAGAUGGACAAACAUGCGUCACUAUACACUCGGCUCACCAAGCGCUCUCCGGCAUUCUUGCCGAUACAAUAAAAGAUAUGCAAUCUGGGCAUAGUAUCGACCAAAGUCCAUUCGGUGACUUCUUGGAAGGACUCUAUCUUAGAGGCAAUAUUACGACAACCGGCAUGGGAAUUAGGGACAAGCAUAUGCGAAGCCAAUUCGAAGAGCAGAUGAUCAACAGCUACUGUCCUAGUUCCAAGUACGUUAUUGGGAGCUAUAGGUAUUGGGACCCCAUACUGCACAAUUGGAUUCAGGUGGCAGACUGCAGAGCUGCCAUUCUAUUCCCAGACGAAACUUGCUCCAACAAGAGGGCCGUCUUUGGCUCCUGCCAUUCUAUGGAUAUACUCCUCACUGUUCAUCCAAACAACGGGCUGUUCCUGCACAAAACUAUCGAGUGGGCUUUGGCUCAUGGUUUCAUUGCAAUCGUUCCAAAUGUGGACUUGGAGCCAAUCGAGGAGUCAUUCAUCCACUUCGAAGACGAGACAAAAAGAAAGCUCAAAGACGCGAGAACACGACGCUUAAAAGAAUGGGAUAAUGCCGAGAUCAAGGACUACAAGGUCGUCGUUCUCGACAAUACACCCAGCGUGGCCGAGAUGUCACAGAUGAUCAACGUUGGCCACCGUCUCCUGGAACUUAAACAUCUCCACAACCGCAAGCUCAUCUUCCUCACCUCGCAUCGCCCGCAGGCUCGCUACAUGUGGUGGAGCUUCUUCUCCUCUGCCACGGCGGCGGCGUGGCGGUUGGAUUCAUGCAGAGACACUUUCGAUCGACGAUUGCUACAUCGCGGGAUCCUCAUGGCAGCUCGGCAUUGGGGUACUUCCGGACCGUACUGUGAGAAUGGUAUCCUUACUUCGUUCGCCGACAGCAUUCAGACGGAAAGGACAUCGAUUCAUGACAGCUUGGCUGGGGCGUUUGGCGCGGCACUGAGGCCGAACCAUGCGGCGCUGGCUAUUCUUUCUGCUCGAGUUGUGAGUACUGAGUGGAAUGAGGUGAAGGAGCCUGUGGCCUGUGAUUCGGAUGAGGAAACAAGUUCCAGCAGCGAAACAAUGGACACAGACACAGACGUAUAUACGGACACAGACCUCUAUACGAGCACAGGCCUAUACUCGGACUCAGACUAA
Colletotrichum phormii is the source of this 1344-nucleotide messenger RNA. RefSeq lists its product as uncharacterized. Bases 1 to 1344 code for a protein of 447 amino acids. NCBI's taxonomy places the organism in Eukaryota, Fungi, Ascomycota, Sordariomycetes, Glomerellales, Glomerellaceae. The transcript has 2 exons. The record is from RefSeq and is a predicted model, not a curated record.